AUGUCGGGUAUCGCUUCCAAGAACCUUUACGAGCUUCUCGGCAAUGAUCAUGAGUAUGAUUCCGACAAGGAGCCAGAGCCACCGGUGAAGGUUGUCGAUAAGACUCCAGCCCGCACCACCAAGCGCAAUGCUACUGGAGAGGCACCAGCCGCCAAGGCUCCCGUAGCUGAUGGACGUGGAGCUCGUCGUGGAGGAUUCACCGGAAACGAAGGAGCUUUCCGUGAUCGCAACGCCGGCAGCGCCAACAACCAUGGCAAGCCAAUUGAUGACUCUGUCAGAACUGACCGUCACCCAAGAGCUGGUGGACGUGGCCGAGGUGGUGCUCGUGGAGGUGCCAAAUUCGACCGUCACAGCCGUGGAGUCGUUGGUGAUUCCGAGAAGCAAGUUGCUCAUGGCUGGGGUGCUACCGAAGGUGGCGCUGAGCUCGCUGACGAGCAAGCCGGUGAAGCUAUCGCCAAGAAUGAUGCUAAGGAAGAUGGUGAAGCACCAGCUGAUGCUGCCGCUGAAGAGCCUGAGCCAGAAGACAACAGUGUCUCAUACGCCGAUUACCUCGCUCAAUUAGAGGAGAAGAGAGCUGCACUCAACGCUGCUACCCCUGAAGCCCGCAAGCCAGACAGCAAGGUCGACAAGAAAUGGGCCAGCGCCAAGGCUAUCACCAAGGAGGAUGAGGAAGACUUCGUCGCCGGAACUGGUGGCAAGACCAAGCGUGAACGUCAACGCGCUCAAAAACAAGUCGUUGAGAUUGAUCAACGUUAUGUUGAACCCGCUGAACGUGGUGGUAGAGGAGGUUUCCGUGGAGGUCGUGGACGUGGUGAUGGACAACCACGUGGCGACAGAGGAGGUUUCCGUGGACGUGGUGAGGGUCAACGUGGACGUGCUCGCGGUGAUCGAGGUCCACCACGCCAAAGUGCCCCAAGAACUGGAGGCGCCUCUGCACCUAUCCAGAUUGAGGACCAAUCCGCUUUCCCAAGCCUUGGCGCAUAA
Sclerotinia sclerotiorum 1980 UF-70 is the source of this 984-nucleotide messenger RNA. RefSeq lists its product as hypothetical. The record is from RefSeq and is a predicted model, not a curated record. Gene Ontology annotation, cellular component: nucleus; cytoplasm. NCBI's taxonomy places the organism in Eukaryota, Fungi, Ascomycota, Leotiomycetes, Helotiales, Sclerotiniaceae. Gene Ontology annotation, molecular function: RNA binding. Bases 1 to 984 code for a protein of 327 amino acids. The transcript has 5 exons.